AUGGAUGCCAGCACCCAUAAAUUCUAUCCUGUACACGGCAUUGAUUCUAGAGAACAUCUGGACACAUAUUUAUCUAGUAAACCAGGCAUGGCCUUUGCAGACGAUACAAUUAAAUUUCCAAUGGAAUGUUUUCACCAUGUAUUCAGUGAGGGUCACAUUAAGGGAGACCUUUUGAUUGACAUCAGUACUGGAUCCUUCAUUCAUCAACUCUAUACAGCCAGUGGAUAUUUCAAACAGAUCCUUGUGCUGAAAUGCUCUGAGCAAUGUAUUAUGGAGCUGAACAAAUGGAUUAACACACGUACCGGAGCAUUUGAUUGGUCUCACAUAAUGGAAUAUGUUAAAUGCACAGAAGGAACCAGUGACCAGCGUCAGCACAAAGACAUGACAUUGAAGACAGCAAUAACAAAGAUCAUGAAAUGUGACAUUGACAAUGAGAAUCUCACAGACCCGGAGGUGCUCCCACCAGCAGACUGUGUCAUCAGUGUAGCUUUCUUGGAUUUCAUCAGCAAAGACCAAGAUGAUUAUAUAAAUAAUUUCAGAAAAUUUGUGAAGCUACUAAAACCUGAAGGAUACCUGAUAUUGUUUGGGACUUUAAAUACAACUUAUAUGAUGGUUGGGCAGGACAAGAUACAUGUGUUCAGAUAUGAUGAGAAAUUUGCAAGAAAAGUUUUCACUGAUGAAGGGUUUGUUAUUGAUCACUGUGCAGUCCAUAAAAAAACAGCAGAUAGUGACCUUACUGACUAUGAGGCAUUUAUGUUUAUUACAGCUCAUAGACCGUAAUAAGGGCCUGAUUCUGAGUCACAUGCUUUGUCGGGUGCAGUUAAACAUUUUCUUUAUACUGCGCAUGUGUCUAAAUAGCAAUGUCCAUACAUCCUGAUUGUGUUUGUACACAUUUAAAGUAGCUUUGACAUACACACGUAGAAGUGUAUUGAAAAUGUAUUAGGUGUUCCCAGAUGUCGGUUCAGAGAAGAGGGGGCCCAUAUACAGGUUCUGUAUGGGCCACCUCCUCUCCAUUUGUGCAGUAGACUCUGGCUUCGUGACACAGUUUGCUCUGCAUGCGCAGGUCUCUGAGAACUUGGCACCUGCACCUCGAUCCCAGGGAAAAUCUCUACUGCGCAAAUCACAAAGAUAAUGGCCACAGCAGACACUUUCCCUAUGAUUUUUGCAGCUCUGCAGACAAUGCGGGGACAGCGGAGUGAAAAGUAUAAUUAUAAGGGUGCAGGGUGUGCGGUGUGUGGGUUUGAAAACAGUGGGCGUAGGCCCUCAUUCCGAGUUGUUCGCUCGCUAGCUGCUUUUAGCAGCUUUGCACACGCUAAGCCGCCGCCCUCUGGGAGUGAAUCUUAGUUUAGCAGAAUUGCGAACGAAAGAUUAGCAGAAUUGCGAAUAGAAAUUUCUUAGCAGUUUCUGAGUAGCUCCAGACUUACUCCUACACUGCGAUCAGUUCAGUCAGUUUCGUUCCUGGUUUGACGUCACAAACACACCCAGCGUUCGCCCAGCCACUCCCUCGUUUCUCCAGACACUCCCACGUUUUUCCCUGACACGCCUGCGUUUUUUCGCACACUCCCAGAAAACGGUCAGUGUCCGCCCAGAAACACCCACUUCCUGUCAAUCACACUACGAUCAGCAGAACGAUGAAAAAACCUUGUUACGCCGUGAGUAAAAUACCAAACUUUUGUGAAAAUUUACUUGGCGCAGGCGCACUGCGAACAUUGCGCAUGCGCAGUUUGCGACUAAUCGCUCCGUAGCUAAAAAAAAUAACGAGCGAACAACUCGGAAUGAGGGCCGUGGUUCAUAAUCACAUAAUUCCUGCAAAGUCAUGCCCCAUAUUUGCCAAGUCCAUGUCCCCUUUUUGGGUGCAGGAGUCCCUACUUCACCAUGGAGAAUGUUAGGUGGUUUGUAUGUGAGUGUCAUGGAAGUGUUGCAGGUAGAGAUGUGUCCACUUAAACCUUUUUUAUACUUACCAUGGCUAAACUUUUUUCUACAUGCAGCGAGUGGAUGGAUUUAAAAAAAAAAAUGUUUCCCAUAAUAGAAUAUAUAUAAAGUAGCAUAAUAAAGCAUGGCUAAAUCUCUGAUUCUAUGGCAUGCCAAACUGUGCCAUACAUGGCAGGAUAUAGGAAAGGUGUAUGAGGACAUAUCUGUACGUCGGUGAAGUGGUUGUGUAUAGAGACGUUUAGAUGCUCACAUUGGAGGUCACACUCAGAUAGAAACUCUGCACCUAGCAUGGGGAUGAGGUAAGUGUCUAUGGUGCGACUGAUGGUGGUGUGUAAAGACGUGCUGAGCGGUGUUACAGCAUCUGCAGAUGCUGGAGGUCAGAGUCUCAGUCCUGGCACAGUCAGACGCAGCUUGUACACCAGGGGAAGGGCUUUUACCCGCAUUAGCAUAUAAUUGCAGACACAACUACACCAACAGAAGCGGCCCCAGCAUGUGACUCAGAUCAGUCCCUACUGUAAGUCUGAGAUGCAAAUAGACAUAAAUAUACCAGAUCUUCCUGUCAAUUUGCAAAUGAUAAACCUUAAUAAUAAAUAAUCACAUAUAUUACUGUACAUUUAUAUUGAUCUGAUGUUAAAACCUGAUUAACAGAUAAAGUAAUUGUCACUUUUUGAAGUUUACUGUGUGAUUAAAGAG
Pseudophryne corroboree (corroboree frog) is the source of this 2625-nucleotide messenger RNA. Its product is annotated as indolethylamine N-methyltransferase-like. The record is from RefSeq and is a predicted model, not a curated record. NCBI's taxonomy places the organism in Eukaryota, Metazoa, Chordata, Amphibia, Anura, Myobatrachidae. The coding region runs from base 1 to 780 and encodes 259 amino acids. The transcript is spliced from 3 exons. Gene Ontology annotation, cellular component: cytosol. Gene Ontology annotation, molecular function: N-methyltransferase activity.